AUGGGAGACUCAGUGGACCGAGACGACCUCACUUCCCGCACGCUGCCAUUCAUGAAACUAUCAGAUGGCUCGGCAACAUCGAUGACCGCACCGCCAGCACCACUACCACACUACCUCAACACCGAGGGACGAGCAAUGGCUCGAUUCGCAGUCGAAGGCAACGUCGUGAUAACCGGCGGCGCCGGCACCCUCGCCCUCUCCACCGCGCGCGCCCUCCUCGAACACGGCGCCACCGGCCUCGCCCUCUGGGACCUCGAACCGACAAUCCGGUCCUCCCAACCGACCAUAACCAAACUCGCCACCGAAUUCCCCUCGGUGCGAAUCCUCUCCAUCGUCGUCGACGUCACCUCCGCCUCCGCCAUCGCCGAAGCCAUAACCGCCACCACGCAAGCCCUCGGCACAAUCGACCACGCCUUCUGCUUCGCCGGCAUCGUAGGCUGCUACCACGCCCUCGAGAUAACCGCCGCGCAAUGGCGCAAAGCGCUCGACGUCAACACGACGGGCUCCUUCCUCGUCGCGCAGGCCGUCGCGAAGCAGCUCAUCGCGCAGAAAACCCCGGGGUCCAUCACCUUCACGGCCUCCAUCUCCGGGCAUAGAGUCAAUUUCCCGCAACCCCAGGUCGCGUACAAUGUCUCCAAGGCCGCCAUCCUCGCCCUGAAGAACAGUCUCGCGGCCGAGUGGGCUGUGCAUGGGAUUCGUGUAAAUUCUAUUAGUCCGGGGUAUAUGGAUACGAUUCUGAAUGCCGGCGGUGGGAAUAUUGCGGAGGCGAGGCAGGUGUGGGCGGAUAGGAAUCCGAUGGGGAGGAUGGGUGCUGUGGGAGAACUGGAUGGGGUUUGCGUGUUGUUGGCGAGUCGGGCGGGGAGUUAUAUUAAUGGGGCGGAUUUGUUGGUUGAUGGUGGGGCGGUUGUGUUUUAA
Molecule: messenger RNA, 915 nt
Organism: Zasmidium cellare ATCC 36951
Lineage: Eukaryota; Fungi; Ascomycota; Dothideomycetes; Mycosphaerellales; Mycosphaerellaceae
Exons: 2
Coding region: 1-915 (304 amino acids)
Cellular component (GO): intracellular anatomical structure
Molecular function (GO): oxidoreductase activity, acting on NAD(P)H, oxygen as acceptor
Source: RefSeq, a predicted model, not a curated record